Talaromyces atroroseus is the source of this 471-nucleotide messenger RNA. RefSeq lists its product as hypothetical. Bases 1 to 471 code for a protein of 156 amino acids. Gene Ontology annotation, molecular function: deaminase activity. Gene Ontology annotation, cellular component: mitochondrion; cytosol. The transcript is spliced from 3 exons. NCBI's taxonomy places the organism in Eukaryota, Fungi, Ascomycota, Eurotiomycetes, Eurotiales, Trichocomaceae. The record is from RefSeq and is a predicted model, not a curated record.
AUGGCUGACCCAGUUCUCAGGUUAAAACAGCACCAACAACACCUUUCGCCCCCCGAGCAGGGCCCUGGGAAAACAGGCUUAUCCUGCUCAAUGACCCCAAUAUUCACCAAAGACGCUUGUCCGCCAAAUUUAUCAGCUGCUGGCCCGUACAGUCAGGCCUUCCAGGCAGCUGGUCAGAUCUUCUGCUCAGGGCAGCUUCCGAUGGAUACAAAUGGAGUAUUAACCUCCGGUUCAAUUGCCGAGAAGACAGAACAAUGCAUCAGAAACCUCAAGACGAUUCUGGAGGAGGCUGGAAGUGGGAUUCAUAAAGUAGUGAAGGUGGCGGUUUUCCUUUCAGACAUGCACUACUUUGCGGAAAUGAAUGGCGAGUACGAAAAAUGGUUUCUGCAAAAACCGGCACGGACCUGUAUAGCGGUGAAGGGGUUGCCUAAAAAUGUGGAUGUUGAAAUUGAAGCUAUUGCCAUUCUGUGA